Messenger RNA from Hippopotamus amphibius kiboko, 1617 nucleotides. RefSeq names its product WD repeat domain 5 (gene WDR5). Bases 322 to 1326 code for a protein of 334 amino acids. Gene Ontology annotation, cellular component: Set1C/COMPASS complex. The record is from RefSeq and is a predicted model, not a curated record. The transcript is spliced from 15 exons. Lineage: Eukaryota; Metazoa; Chordata; Mammalia; Artiodactyla; Hippopotamidae. Gene Ontology annotation, molecular function: histone binding.
CCUGCCGCCCCCCGCGCCGCCUCGUCGAGCUCGGCCCGGCUCCCGCCCAGGCGGCGGCCGACGCGACGCCCGCAGAGUCACCUGGUGUGCUUCUAUGCCGCGUAUUCAAGUCACGGAAUCUAUUCCUGUGAUAGAGGAAACCAGGCUCUUACCAUACAGCUUUUGAGUGGUUCCCGUUUUCACGCUGAAACCUAACUGAGCCGCGGUCUCCAUCCCUCCUGUGCAGUCUGGAUUAGCAGAAGGCCCUUUCCGCUGUGCGUCCUCCACUCGCAGCUGUGACCUGUCCACCCGCGUCUCCCUGCCCGCUGGGGCGUCAGAGCCAUGGCAACCGAGGAGAAGAAGCCAGAGACCGAGGCCGCCCGAGCACAGCCCACCCCGUCGUCAUCGGCCACGCAGAGCAAGCCCACACCUGUUAAACCAAACUACGCCCUGAAAUUCACCCUGGCCGGCCACACGAAAGCUGUGUCCUCCGUGAAGUUCAGCCCGAACGGCGAGUGGCUGGCGAGUUCGUCUGCAGAUAAACUCAUUAAGAUUUGGGGAGCAUAUGACGGAAAAUUUGAGAAAACCAUCUCUGGUCACAAGCUGGGGAUAUCCGAUGUGGCCUGGUCGUCAGAUUCUAACCUCCUUGUUUCCGCCUCAGAUGACAAGACCCUGAAGAUAUGGGAUGUGAGCUCGGGAAAGUGUCUGAAAACCCUGAAGGGACACAGCAAUUACGUCUUUUGCUGUAACUUCAACCCCCAGUCCAACCUCAUCGUCUCGGGCUCUUUCGAUGAGAGCGUGAGGAUAUGGGACGUGAAGACAGGAAAGUGCCUCAAGACAUUGCCGGCGCACUCAGACCCUGUCUCAGCCGUGCAUUUUAAUCGCGACGGAUCCCUGAUCGUCUCCAGCAGCUACGAUGGACUCUGUCGGAUCUGGGACACCGCCUCGGGCCAGUGCCUGAAGACGCUGAUCGAUGACGACAACCCCCCCGUGUCGUUCGUGAAGUUCUCUCCGAAUGGCAAGUACAUUCUGGCCGCGACCUUGGACAACACGCUGAAGCUCUGGGACUACAGCAAAGGCAAGUGCUUGAAGACGUACACGGGCCACAAGAACGAGAAGUACUGCAUAUUCGCUAAUUUCUCCGUCACUGGCGGGAAGUGGAUCGUGUCAGGCUCGGAGGACAACCUGGUCUACAUCUGGAACCUGCAGACCAAGGAGAUUGUACAGAAGCUUCAGGGCCACACAGAUGUUGUCAUCUCGACGGCCUGCCACCCGACCGAGAACAUCAUCGCCUCGGCCGCCCUGGAGAACGACAAGACCAUCAAGCUCUGGAAGAGUGACUGCUAGGUCCGCCGUGCGGAGGGACUGUCGGGAGGUCCACCUGGAUCGGCAGGCGUGCGGUUCUCGGGGGGCUGCCUGGUCCAGGCCCGGGAGACUGGAGGGGCCUGGCCUGAGCUGCCUCAGAAGACCCCCUGGCCGGGGCGUGUCUCCCACCAGAGGGGCUGGGAGUUGCUGGUGACGUUUCUUGCCCGUUGCUUUCUCACCGUCUGGGGAAGAGUUCCUACCUAGUCUGUAUUGUGUUCAAAGAGUCAACAGAAAUUUUUAAUUUUUUAUUACAAAAAGGCGACGUUCACCUUG